AUGGACACUGCUAUGGAAGUCAACCUGGGUGCCGCUGGCCACGGGCCCCGCACAGAGCUCGACAAUGAGGACUACCCUCAGGGUGGCUGGGACACGGUCUUCCUGGUGGCCCUCCUGCUCCUGGGGCUGCCAGCCAACGGGCUCAUGGCAUGGCUGGCCGGCUCGCAGGCCCGGCAGGGAGCGGGCACGCGGCUCGCCCUGCUCCUGCUCAGCCUGGCCCUCUCUGACUUUUUGUUCCUGGCGGCAGCCGCCUUCCAGAUCCUGGAGAUCCAGCAUGGAGGGCACUGGCCACUGGGGACGGCCGCCUGCCGCUUCUACUACUUCCUGUGGGGUGUGUCCUACUCCUCCGGCCUCUUCCUGCUGACAGCCCUCAGCCUGGACCGCUGCCUGCUUGCGCUGUGCCCUCGUUGGUACCCUGGGCACCGCCCAGCCCGCCUGCCCCUCUGGGUCUGUGCCGGGGUCUGGGUGCUGGCCACCCUCUUCAGUGCGCCCUGGCUGGUCUUCCCCGAGGCCGCCGUCUGGUGGUACGAUCUGGUCAUCUGCCUGGAUUUCUGGGACAGUGAGGAGCUGCCGCUGCGGAUGCUCGAGAUCCUGGGGGGGUUCCUGCCUUUCCUCCUGCUGCUUGUCUGCCACGUGCUCACCCAGGCUGCCACCUGCAGAACCUGCCGCCACCAGCCCGGGUCCACGGCCUGCCGAGGCUUUGCCCGCGUGGCCAAGACCAUCUUGUCAGCCUAUGUGGUCCUGAGGCUGCCCUACCAGCUGGCGCAGCUGCUGUACCUGGCCUUCCUGUGGGACAUCUACCCCGGCUACCUGCUCUGGGAGGCCCUGGUCUACUCUGACUACCUGAUCCUGCUCGACAGCUGCCUCAGUCCCUUCCUCUGCCUCCUGGCCAGUGCCGACCUCCGGGCCCUGCUGCACGCCGUGCUCUCCUCCUUCGCCGCAGCUCUCUGUGAGGAGCGGCCGGGCAGCUUCACUCCAGCUGAGCCGCAGACCCAAGCAGACUCCGGGGAUCAGACUCUGCCAGGGCCAGUGGCUGAGGCCCAGCCCCAGGUGAACCCCACAGCCCAGCCGCUGUUGGAGUCCGUGGCCCAGCCACAGUCAGACUCUCUGGUCCAGCCUCAGCUGAACCCCGGGGCCCAGCCCCAGGAGAACCACGGGGCCCAGCGCCAGCUGGAUGCUGGGGCCCAGCCACAGGCAAGCCCUGAGGCCCAGCCCCCUGGACCCCCGGCCAGCUCAGCCCCCAGCCCCUGUGACGAAGCCUCCUCUGCCCCCUCCACGGAUUCCACCCCAGAGGCCCCUGUGAACCCGGCCGAACCUGCUGCCUCCGAGGGAGAAAGCCCCAGCAGCGCCCCCCAAGAGGAGGCCCCGGGUGCAGGCCCCACGUGA
Eubalaena glacialis (North Atlantic right whale) is the source of this 1386-nucleotide messenger RNA. RefSeq names its product G protein-coupled receptor 152 (gene GPR152). Gene Ontology annotation, biological process: G protein-coupled receptor signaling pathway. The record is from RefSeq and is a predicted model, not a curated record. The transcript has a single exon. Gene Ontology annotation, molecular function: G protein-coupled receptor activity. Bases 1 to 1386 code for a protein of 461 amino acids. Gene Ontology annotation, cellular component: membrane. Lineage: Eukaryota; Metazoa; Chordata; Mammalia; Artiodactyla; Balaenidae.